UAACAAAGAAUUAACAAAGUUGACGUAGAGCUAAAAUAAAACAGGUAAAGUGCAUCUCAUGCGUGCCGAGAACGCUGGCUGCUUAGUUAGCUCAUGAAAUUGUUGGCAACAGUUAGACCGGAAGAUCAAUGACCGUGCCAACAUUUUUGUUUUUUACUGUGACCAUUAUCCUUAAAGGGGGCAUCAUGGGAACACAUGACUAUAGUUAUAACAGAAACCAUUCUUCAAGGACCAAUAGUUUAACCGAUAGAAACGAAUUACAAUCCGAAAUAGUGCCUUUAGACAACAGAAUUAAUAGGAUAUUUAAUUUGAAUGAAAAAAGAGAAGGAGAUUUACGCAAGAGAGGGAAAAGGGAGUUGUUAGAAGACCGAUGUGCAUUGUUUAAUAGUCUGACACAUCCACAUCCGAAGAAUGAUUCCAAAUAUUAUAGAGAUAUUGAUUGUGUUACUGUUAUUAACGGCGCUGAAGGAACAAUAUUAGAACUGAAAUUUGUGGAUUUAUUUGAUAUUGAAUACCACCCACUUUGUGAGUACGAUUUCUUGGAAAUACGAGAUGGUACACGAGGCUACGGGACCCUUCUCGGGGGCAACAAGCUCUGUGGCCAGCAGUUCCCUGGGCCGAUCAACACGACCGGACCCCACGCUUGGCUGAAGUUCCAUUCCGAUGAGACCAUAGAAAACGAGGGAUUCAGGAUCAAAGUAACCGAGAUACAAUCAGCUAAGAGUUAUGUCGUACCAGAUAGUUGUCAUAUAAAGCGUAGUGGUGAUACUGGAGUACUCGAUAUAAAUUCCAUUAUCCAGAAGUGUAAGGAUGAUAGUGCUAACCAGGCGCUUGAAGUGCUAUGGACCAUAGAAGCAGCUGAAAAUCAUAUGAUUACCUUGAAUUUUACAAAAUUCGAAUUGACUACACCCAAUUCUUGCAAAGAUAAUGUCGUCCAAGUAUUCGGCUCGAUCUUAGAAUUUGAUUCCAAACUAGCUCACUUCUGUGGCUCCAUCGCCGAAUCUGUGACAACCAUAGUUGACAGUUCUAAAGGAGAGGAAGGCAAUGUCAUGAAUGUACGUUUCUAUACGUCCAAAGCUUCUAAAGAAUCACAGAAGUUUACAGCCCAAUACACUGUGUUUAGGAAGUUAGACACAUCAGAUAAAAGUGAUGCGUGUGUUAAAGGUGAAGAAUUCGAUUGCCAAGAUGGAACUUGUAUCUCCUUAAGCCUGAUUUGUGAUGAAUAUGCCAACUGCAAGAUGAAAGCUGAUGAAUCACCCGAACUUUGCAAAGGUGAAAUAGAUGUAUUCAAUCAGGACCUCCAAGUUAUCGUCAUCAUUCUCUCUCUGAUUGUAUCUAGUAUGACAAUCGUCUUCCUCUUCAAAUGUUUCAAAAAACUUUAUACAGAUCAAAAGAUUAUCAAAGAGAAUUUACAAAAAUCAAUGGAAAAUGGACUGGAUGCCCUGUCUGAAAUACGAUUGGCAUUAGAUGACAAGUCAGAAAGAGAUAGCCAUCAGGGAUUGUUUCUAGAAAAGGAGAGAGAAAACUUAAUUACACAGAAUAAACCAAAACAAAAGCAAAAUAGCAUGGAUUCCAUUUUUGAACCCGUGUCCCGUUUUGAUUCUAAAAUUGUGCUCUGGAGAAAAGAAGUAGAAAGUGCAGAAGUUGAGAGAAUAAAAAUUGAACUGAACGAAUCUAAUGGCAAAACUAAACGCAAAGACUUUAGUAAAAAGGAGGAGUCUUUACGGAUUAAGAGAGAUAGUAAAGAGAAAAAAGAAGAAGAGAGCAUUAGAGUAGAUCAAAAUAUCAGAAGCAGGCAGACUGAUAUCAUUAAGAAAGAUAAAUCAUUAGAUAGCACUUUAGAAAGUGAGGAAAUAGAUAAAAAUGAGAUGAAAGAUGUUUCAGUGGGUACAACUGACGUAAAAGAGUUUGGUUGUCAGACACGGGAUAGUCUGUUCCUGACUGAUGCUCCUCGUUAUUCUAAUGCCUCGAGGAGUAAAAGCCGGUCUCUCUCAAUCGCCGCCGGGAGUUCUGAAGACCUCUCCAGGCCUUCGCGCCCUUCGACAAAGACUUCAGAAUUUACCCUCGAAUUGUUCCAUCAAGUACCCCAUGACACAGCAAUAACGCAUAAUAAAACCCCCGACCGUCGUCCAUUGAGCGCUGAGACAACACGGUCAGCUCCUGACGUCAUUAUCGUCGCAAAACCAAUCGGAGACGAUCUUUAAGGAAAUAAAUGAUGAUUUAUCUUUACAGUUACAAUAGAAGCCACUUUGCAGACCAACCAAAAAGAAGCAAUCGCCGCAACCAGACCAACGUUGCGGCGAUUCUUAACAUGCUAGCUUAGACAAAUGCCGACGCGAAUGCGUGAACAUUGCGUAGUUAGUAUGGAUGCUAUUUCCCGCAAUGAAAAACCAGCAUUGUAUACCGAAUCAGCCACAGUUUGGCGAACUGUUAGACAGAGUGGAUUCGGCAUUAGGUGAGCCGCAAACCUGUUAACUGGAUGUAAAAAAGGAAUUUAUCUCUUUCUCUGGGACUUCUGAUUUUAAACCAUGAUUCUAUUAAAUACGUUUCCACAAUUACACAAUGUACAAAACUAAUUAAAUUAAUUAAAUGAAAAAUAGAUAAAACCAGUACGAAUUCAUGUAGGCAUUCUUAUCAAAACUUUAUUCUGUUUUACGCAAUUAAAUUGUAUUGUUUUAGUUGUUUUUCUUUUUUGAGUUAUAAGUAGGUAUUUAAGUGUAAAGUAUGUUCUCCAUUUGUGCUCAGAAAUAAAAAGUUAUGUACAAAA
Messenger RNA from Plodia interpunctella (Indianmeal moth), 2767 nucleotides. RefSeq lists its product as uncharacterized. Gene Ontology annotation, molecular function: protein binding. The record is from RefSeq and is a predicted model, not a curated record. The coding region runs from base 129 to 2204 and encodes 691 amino acids. The transcript is spliced from 13 exons. Lineage: Eukaryota; Metazoa; Arthropoda; Insecta; Lepidoptera; Pyralidae.